Messenger RNA from Ochotona princeps (American pika), 3436 nucleotides. RefSeq names its product DEAH-box helicase 36 (gene DHX36). Bases 116 to 3100 code for a protein of 994 amino acids. Gene Ontology annotation, molecular function: DNA helicase activity; G-quadruplex RNA binding; ATP binding. NCBI's taxonomy places the organism in Eukaryota, Metazoa, Chordata, Mammalia, Lagomorpha, Ochotonidae. Gene Ontology annotation, cellular component: intracellular anatomical structure; cytoplasm; nucleus. The transcript is spliced from 25 exons. The record is from RefSeq and is a predicted model, not a curated record.
GCCCCCUUGCCCUGGACGCCGGAAGCAUCGCGGAAGUGGACAUGCGCACGCUUCCGGGCCUGGGCGCCAUUUCCAGCGGCCCGGGUUUUUGCCUGGGUUGUAGCCCCCCGAGAACAUGAGCUAUGACUACCACCAGAACCGGGGCCGCGACGGGGGUCCCCGCAGCUCCGGCGGGGGGCAUGGCGGGGGCCGCGGCGGCGGAGGAGGAGGCCGAGGCGGCCGGGGCCGGCAUCCCGGGCACCUGAAGGGCCGCGAGAUCGGCUUGUGGUACGCUAAGAAGCAGACGCAGAAGAACAAGGAUGCCGAGCGGCAGGAGAGAGCUGUGGUACACAUGGACGAACGCAGAGAAGAACAGAUUGUUCAGCUGCUGAAUUCUGUCCAAGCGAAGAAUGAUCCGGAAUCGGAAGCGCAGAUAUCCUGGUUUGCUCCUGAGGAUCAUGGCUAUGGGACUGAAAUUUCUGCUGAGAACAAAGCAAGCUUGGAAAGGAGAGUAGACAACCAGGAAAAGAAAUUGAUAAACCAAGAAAAAAGGCCAUUUAGAAUCAGAGAUAAAUCAUACAUUGACCGAGAUGCUGAGUAUCUUUUGCAAUCAAAUGAACCUGAUGCAAGCUUAGACCAAAAAUUAUUGGAAGAUUUACAAAAGAAAAAAGCAGACCUUCGGUAUAUUGAAAUGCAGCGUUUCAGGGAAAAGCUGCCUUCGUAUAGAAUGCAAAAGGAAUUGAUCAAUUUAAUUGAUAGUCAUCAGGUCACAGUGAUAAGUGGUGAAACGGGCUGUGGGAAAACCACCCAGGUGACGCAGUUCAUCCUGGAUGACCACAUUGAGCGAGGAAAGGGCUCGGCCUGCAGGAUCGUGUGCACGCAGCCGCGCAGGAUCAGCGCCAUCUCCGUGGCCGAGAGAGUGGCUGCGGAAAGAGCAGAAUCCUGUGGUGGUGGUAAUAGCACCGGAUACCAAAUUCGUCUCCAGAGCCGCUUGCCAAGGCAGCAGGGUUCUAUCUUGUACUGUACAACAGGAAUCAUUCUCCAGUGGCUCCAGUCAGACCCCCAUUUAUCCAGUGUUAGUCACAUCGUGCUUGAUGAAAUCCAUGAAAGAAAUCUACAGUCCGAUGUUCUGAUGACGGUCGUGAAAGAUAUUCUGAAUUUUCGGUCUGACCUGAAAGUGAUUCUGAUGAGUGCCACGUUGAAUGCUGAGAAAUUUUCAGAGUAUUUUGGUAACUGUCCAAUGAUACAUAUACCUGGCUUUACUUUUCCGGUUACAGAGUAUCUGUUGGAAGACAUAAUUGAAAAAAUAAGAUAUGUUCCAGAACAAAAAGAACACAGAUCCCAGUUUAAGAGGGGUUUUAUGCACGGGCACGUAAACAGACAAGAAAAGGAAGAAAAGGAAGCAAUCUAUAAAGAACGGUGGCCAGAUUACGUGAGGGCAUUGCGGAGAAGGUAUUCUGCAAGCACAGUAGAUGUUUUGGAAAUGAUGGAUGAUGACAAAGUGGAUUUGAAUUUGAUUGCUGCCCUCAUCCGAUACAUUGUUUUGGAAGAAGAGGAUGGUGCAAUACUGGUCUUUCUCCCAGGCUGGGACAACAUCAGCACUUUACAUGAACUCCUGAUGUCGCAAGUCAUGUUUAAAUCAGAUAAGUUCAUUAUUAUACCUCUACAUUCACUGAUGCCUACAGUUAAUCAAACGCAGGUAUUUAAAAAAACCCCUCCUGGUGUUCGAAAAAUAGUCAUUGCUACCAACAUUGCGGAGACUAGUAUUACCAUAGAUGAUGUCGUUUAUGUGAUAGAUGGAGGAAAAAUUAAAGAGACACACUUUGACACUCAGAAUAACAUCAGCACAAUGGCUGCAGAGUGGGUGAGCAAAGCUAAUGCCAAGCAGAGGAAAGGUCGAGCUGGAAGAGUUCAGCCUGGGCAUUGUUACCAUCUGUACAACGGGCUUCGAGCGAGUCUGCUAGAUGACUAUCAGCUGCCAGAAAUUUUAAGAACUCCUUUGGAAGAACUAUGUUUACAGAUAAAGAUUUUAAAGCUAGGUGGAAUUGCCUGUUUCCUGAGGAGGUUAAUGGACCCGCCGUCAGAUGAGGCAGUGUUGCUGUCCAUCAGACACCUGAUGCAACUGAAUGCGUUGGAUAAACAAGAAGAGUUGACCCCUCUUGGAGUGCACUUAGCACGCUUACCAGUCGAGCCCCACAUUGGAAAGAUGAUCCUUUUCGGAGCUCUCUUCUGCUGCCUCGACCCAGUGCUCACCAUUGCUGCCAGUCUCAGCUUCAAAGAUCCUUUUGUCAUCCCAUUGGGAAAAGAAAAAGUUGCAGAUGCAAGAAGAAAAGAAUUGGCUAAAGAAACUAGAAGUGACCACCUAACAGUUGUGAAUGCAUUUGAGGGCUGGGAAGAAGCUAGACGACGUGGUUUCAGAUAUGAAAAGGACUAUUGCUGGGAAUAUUUUCUGUCUUCAAACACACUGCAGAUGCUGCACAACAUGAAAGGACAGUUUGCUGAGCAUCUUCUGGGCGCUGGGUUUGUGGACAGCAGAAGUCCCAAAGAUCCAAAGGCUAACAUAAAUUCAGACAAUGAGAAGAUAAUCAAAGCUGUCAUCUGUGCUGGCCUGUACCCGAAAGUUGCUAAAAUUCGAAUAAAUUUGGGUAAAAAAAGAAAAAUGGUGAAAGUGUACACAAAAACUGAUGGCUUGGUUGCUCUUCAUCCCAAGUCUGUUAAUGUGGAGCAGACAGACUUUCAGUACAACUGGCUUAUCUAUCACCUGAAGAUGAGAACGAGCAGUAUAUACUUGUAUGACUGCACGGAAGUUUCCCCGUACUGUCUCUUGUUUUUCGGAGGCGAUAUCUCCAUCCAGAAGGACAACGAUCAGGAAACAAUUGCUGUGGACGAAUGGAUUGUCUUCCAGUCUCCAGCAAGAAUUGCCCAUCUUGUUAAGGAAUUAAGAAAGGAACUAGAUAUCCUUCUGCAAGAGAAGAUCGAAAGUCCUCAUCCUGUGGACUGGAAGGACACGCAGUCCAGAGACUGUGCCGUGCUGUCAGCCAUCACGGACCUGAUCAAGACCCAGGAGAAGGCGGUCCCCAGGAACCUUCCUCCUCGGGGCCAGGAUGGCUGCUGCAGCUGACGGCCCCUGCUGGGACUCUGACAGCCUGUUUCACACCCACUCUUCCAUCAGAAUUAAUUUUUGGCUAGAUGGCAAACUGGGGGACACAUUGAUUUUUGUGUGUAAGGUAGAAAAAUCUGGAGUACUUGUAAAGACGUAAUGUGCAUGACUUAGUGGUGUUAUCUGUAGCUAUUAUAAAUAUACCAUUCAGCCAGUAUGUUCUCCAAUAAUACGCCUUUUGGGAGUUAUGUCCAAAAUUUUGAGUGUUCUUAUACAGGAGUAUUGUACUUCAUAAAUUCCUUUGUUUUGUUAUAUAAAAUUGAUAUGCCAUAAUUAAGGAGUUUAAAGCCAGUGAAA